This is a messenger RNA of Microstroma glucosiphilum, 2118 nucleotides long. RefSeq lists its product as hypothetical. The transcript is spliced from 5 exons. The coding region runs from base 215 to 1825 and encodes 536 amino acids. Gene Ontology annotation, biological process: DNA-templated transcription; regulation of DNA-templated transcription. Gene Ontology annotation, molecular function: zinc ion binding; DNA binding; DNA-binding transcription factor activity, RNA polymerase II-specific. The record is from RefSeq and is a predicted model, not a curated record. Lineage: Eukaryota; Fungi; Basidiomycota; Exobasidiomycetes; Microstromatales; Microstromataceae.
CCAUCGGAAAGAGGCAGAAAGGCGGAGACUGAGCGCGUGGCCCCUGCACCCCGAUGCGAUUGAAGCCCAGAGUCGACGCCCCGCUGAAAAGGGCGAUAGGCUACGCUGCUGCCACUCCUCCUUGACUCACCUCGUCCAUCUCCUGCGGCUCAGCUUAGCCCAUUCCCAUCCUCCAUCGAUAUCAUUCAGACCUCGCUGCUGCUUGCUGCUCAUCAUGGAAACAGCAGAGGCAAAGAAGCAGAGGCGAGCUACUAGAGCUUGCGACCCAUGUAGAGGUCGCAAGAUUCGAUGUACAGGUGUCGAUACAGGUCAGAAUAAGUGCAAAAGCUCGACGAUGUCCCUGGACUGCACCUUUGAUGUGCCAAUAAAGCGGCCACUCCCAUCGGGUCAAGUGGAGGAAUUGCAGGCCAGGAUCGCCUUUCUCGAAGCACAGCUUGCCGGACGCAACCUUCCCUCUCAGCCUGGCCAGACUCGCCAUCCACCAGACCAAUCGGAAGACGCCGACGAUGACGACUCUGCUUCGGAUUCAUCCUCCUCUUCCUCACGCUCACAGGCACACUCUAGCGGAAUCGCCUUCAUACCCAGCUAUAUACCCACCAGCGACGUCGAUCGGACAUGUCCAGGCGGCCUCCCCGGCGUCGACGAUCCCAACCCGUCCCCUGCAGAUGAGGCUAGCGUUCAGGAUGCUGCCCCACGCAGCGCCUACGGUCACCUCGGCUCCAGCAGCGUCAUCUUUCCACUUGCAGCAGCCAGACAGAUACCUCGAACGUACAAGUCCAUUGGUCUGCAGAUGGCAGAUCAAUUGCGGAAAAGGGUGCGAUUGGAACAUUGGCAGUGGGAUUGCAGCCCUGUCGAGGCCGAGCUGGACAAGGAUCCGCAUUGCUUUUGGCCAAGUGAAGAAGAAGCGAAAGAGCUCUUCGAUGCCUUCUUCGAAGCAAAAGGAGCCGCGGGUCCAACUAUGGGUAUAGAUGACGCCGUUGUGCGCAAAGAACACGCCAUCGGGCCAACAGGCGGAAUCUCGAAGGUACGAGCGGCACGAAUUUAUGCCAUAUGUGCUCUGGGAGCCUGGCAUUGCCAGCUAGGUCUGGAAGUCGUCAACAACCGACCCUAUCUGGCUGGCUUACACUGGUCGCUAGCCAGUCAAAGACUCCUCUUAACUCUUGGCAAACGCUAUGAUCAGCUUGCCGACGCCAUCGAAAAAGCUCAGUGCUAUAUCCUGCAAGCGUCCUUUGCAUCGACUCGGCCUAUGCUGAUACAGAACAGCUGGCACGUCGCUGGAGACGCGAUCCGAGUCCUUGUGGACUGUGGUAUGCAUCGCAAAUCUGUCCUGCAGGAGCUCACCGGCAAGGCCGAUGAACGGCGUAGGACUUUUUGGGCAUGUUACACCAUUGAAAAGAUCAUCACAAUGGUCAUGGGUCGGUGCUCAAUGCUAUCGAGUCAAUUGUUCGAUGCCGAGCCGCCAAAAGAAGACGAAGAUCCAGCGCAGUGGUGCGAGAUCGAGGCUAUGAUGCUGACAGAAGACAUUAUGAGAGCUAAAUAUGCCUACCGAGGGUCACCGCCAUCGAACAAGAGCCUCAGGAAGAUCGAGACGAGGCUCGAGAACCUGCACCGUCACUUGAAUUCCUACAGGAGCGACAGCAGCUUGAGGGUGGCGGUCCAACGUCUUCAGAUCAUGGUUGACUCCGUCGAGCUGCUGUACCUGGCUCCCGACAUACUAGCGCCAGGACCAACUCCAACUUCUGCUCUGGACACAUUGGAGAGAAAUCUGCGUCGGACUCUCGAAACUGAUUUGGCGAUUUGUAAGUCACACGUCAACGCAUUCUAAACUGUCGCCUCUGCAGCCCGCAGUACUAAUCCUCUUCCAUUGCUUUCGCAGCGCAACAUGACCCCUUUACCGGCUCCCUGGCCUCCCGAGCCAUAGUCCUCUCACAUGUCAUGUCAAGGCCUCAUCAGCCCGACAAUGUCCGCAAACGCUUUGCAACCUAUAGCACUCGGUCUCUCGGCUGGCUGAGAAGCUUGGAAGCCAGGUUCAUGCACGCAGGCAAAGUGGGAGACAUGCUCGUCUUGCCCCUCGUGGUGGAGCAAGAAGAGGAAAAGGCCGAAGGCAUCGGCGCUGUU